AUGCGGCGGCAGCCCUUCUCCCGGCACGACGGCUUCUUCGCCUCCCUCCAGCGGGUGGAAGACCGGCUGGCCUCUGAAGAGCAGCACCAGGAGCAGAGGCACAAUCCAGCGUUGCCGCCGCCGGCGAUGGCAACGGCAACGACACGCCAAUCCGAGCCGGCUCCGUCCUCGGACACCAUGGCGACCGCGUCCCCGCUCCUCCUCCUCGACCCAGCACCCGGCAGCGCGGGCGCGAGCAGUGACAGCAGCGGGCCGGCGCAGGACUUCCUCACCGCCCUCACCGAGCAGGACCAGGGCGUCCAGCAGGAGGACGACGACGACCACGGCGGCGACGGUGUCGAGGAGGACAUCGCGCGGCUCAUGGCGCUGCUCGGCCUUUCGCCGCCGCCAACGGAAGUCGACGGCUGCCGCGACGCCGACGACGGCAUGGCCGGGUGCGACUGCAGCGGGGCGGGCGGGUUCCUGGCCAAGGUCGUCGGCGUGGCCGGCCCCAAGUGCGACGGGGAGAAGCGGAGGCUGGACGCCUGGAUCCGCCAUUAUUACCACCGGGAGAAAGGAGGCAGGUGCAGGGUCAGGGAGCCCGCGAGGCUGGCGCACCUGCUGCUCGCCAGGGCCUCCAGCGACACCACGGCCGCUGCGUUCCCUGCCACCGUGAAGGAGUUCCUUGACCGCGAUCCGCCACCGCGGUCAACGGACACUUCAGAGUGAUGCGUAGUUGCGGUGGAUGGAUUGGAUCUUGCCUUGAGCUGGACGGAGGCCGCCGGCGUGGGCCGAUGGCCGGGAGGGGAGAAGAGGGCUCAUUUUAAAAUUUAGGGGGGCACUUUUGCAUUAUACCCCCUAAUUUGGAUAGCGAUUAUCAAUCGCGAUCCAAAUUUGGGGGUUAUAUGUAAAAUAUCGAUCCGGAAUUUGCGUAUACAUCCCUAAUUCGGAUCGCGAUUAAUAAUCGCGAUCCGAAUUAGAGGUCCUUUUGUAAAAGGUAAAAUCCGGUAUUUUACACUGCAACCCCCAAUUCGGAUCAUGGCGGCGACGAAGGCCGGCUACCGGCUGCCUCCAGACACCCCGUCGCCUCGCCAGGAGCGGAGCUGCGCAGGCACGACCCAGCGUCACCGACGCCGGCGACGGCAACGGCAUGCCAACUCGAUCCGGCGCCGUUCUCGGAAUCUGCAUCCCCGCUCCUCUUCCUCCUCGACCCAGCACCGUCCAGCGCGGGCGCGAGCCGCGACAGCAGAGGCCCGGCUCUAGACUUCC
Messenger RNA from Panicum hallii, 1248 nucleotides. RefSeq lists its product as uncharacterized. The record is from RefSeq and is a predicted model, not a curated record. The coding region runs from base 1 to 708 and encodes 235 amino acids. Lineage: Eukaryota; Viridiplantae; Streptophyta; Magnoliopsida; Poales; Poaceae. The transcript has a single exon.